Messenger RNA from Brienomyrus brachyistius, 1942 nucleotides. Its product is annotated as cytosolic non-specific dipeptidase-like. Lineage: Eukaryota; Metazoa; Chordata; Actinopteri; Osteoglossiformes; Mormyridae. Gene Ontology annotation, molecular function: dipeptidase activity. Gene Ontology annotation, biological process: proteolysis. The record is from RefSeq and is a predicted model, not a curated record. Gene Ontology annotation, cellular component: cytosol. The transcript has 13 exons. Bases 31 to 1686 code for a protein of 551 amino acids.
CUGCGCUGAGAGCGACGCCUGUUAUUACAUAUGAGACCAACCCGUUGGACAGGCUUGGCUGUUUGCCGAGAAACCGGAGACUGUCGGCCGGGGAGGUGUUGCAGUUGCCCGUAUAAAAGCGCCAUAGCCGCUGACGUCCCUAGUUCGGACAGAGGGACCAUCCGCACCGCCGUUCCCCAGCACCCAGCGCCGAUCCCUCCACCUGCCGUAAUGUUGUGGUGCGUGCUGGUGCUUUCUCUUUCGUGGUCAGAAGUGCACUCUUUCCAGUUUGAGGAGCUCGCCCAGUACAUUGACAGUCAGCAGGAGCAGUAUGUGGAGACCCUAAGGGAGUGGAUCGCUAUCGAGAGCGACUCCAGUGACGUGCAGAGGAGAGCAGACGUGCAGAGGAUGAUGAAUGUGACUGCAGAGAAGUUGCGGAAGAUGCAGGGGAAGGUGGAGAUGGUGGAUGUCGGUCUCCAACAGCUACCCGAUGGUACAACCAUCCCGCUACCCAAAGUCGUCGCUGCACAGAUCGGCAGUGACCCCAGCAAGCUCACGGUCUGUGUGUAUGGCCAUGUGGACGUGCAGCCAGCCAAGAAGGAAGACGGAUGGGCCACAGAUCCAUACAGUCUCACCGACAUCAAUGGAAACCUCUACGGGAGAGGAGCUUCAGACAACAAGGCCCCAGUUCUGGCCUGGCUUCAUACCGUGGAGGCGUAUCAAGCUCUCAGCAUUGAUCUACCAGUUAAUGUGAAGUUCAUCAUCGAGGGAAUGGAAGAGACGGGUUCCAAUGGCUUGGACGCCAUGGUGGAAGCCCAUAACGACACCUUCUUCUCCGACGUGGAUUACAUCAUUAUAUCUGACUGUGGCUGGCUGAGCCGCCGCCCAGCCUUGACUUACGGUACCAGAGGAAACUGCUACUUUUUUGCUGAGGUUGAGGGUCCAAAGAAGGAUUUACACUCUGGUGUGUUUGGAGGGACGGUGAUAGAACCCAUGACCGACCUCAUCGGCAUCCUGGCCACACUGAUCAGUCCCAGGGGCGAGAUUCUCAUUCCGGGCAUCGCUGAAGCUGUGGCCCCGCUGACGGACGAGGAGCGGGCUAUGUUCCACAGCAUCGAGUUCGACAUGGAUGACUAUAAGCAAAAGAUUGGCGUUGAUGGGCUGAUGUAUAACACUAAGGAGGAUGUGUUGGCCCAUCGUUGGCGCCACCCCACUGUGUCUAUCCAUGGCAUUGAAGGUGCCUUCUCAGCUUCUGGCUCCAAGACCGUCAUCCCUGCAAAGGUCACGGGCAAGUUCUCCAUUCGUCAGGUGCCAAACAUGGAACCCAAGGAGGUGGAGAAGCAGGUGAAAGCCCAUCUUGAAGAUGCCUUUGCUAAGAGGGGGAGCCCAAAUAAGCUGAAGGUCUCCAUGGUGAUAGGGGCCAAGCCCUGGUUGGCUGAUAUCCAGCACCCGUUGUAUGCAGCUGGGAAGGCAGCGGUCCAGAGAGUGUUCCAGGUGGAGCCGGAUAUGAUCCGCGAGGGGGGCACCAUUCCCGUUGCCCGCACCUUUCAGGACGUGACUGGAAAGAGCAUCAUCAUGCUUCCGAUUGGUGGCUUCGACGACGGCCUGCACUCUCAGAACGAGAAGAUGAGCAGGUACAAUUACAUAGAAGGAACCAAGCUGUUUGCCGCCUUCCUGCAUGAAGUUUCUCAGAUAAAGAGAGACUGAGAUAGAGCUGCUCCCUCUGCUCGGGCCUCCGUGACGUAUGAGGGUCCCCCGCACACAUACUCCCUGCCCCAGGCUUCAUCUCAGCAGUGGCUGCUUACUGCUAUGCACAUAUUUGCCCUCUGUAGUCAAGCUCACUGUAGGUGCUGCAUUUCUAAGCACGUGGAGAUACGGACGUGUCUCUUGCUGAAGGUUGUGAGAACAUGGAUUGUCCUUACGGGGUUAAUAAAAUGGUGGUUUGGCCUUCUUUCUUCUUCCA